Molecule: messenger RNA, 969 nt
Organism: Puccinia graminis f. sp. tritici CRL 75-36-700-3
Lineage: Eukaryota; Fungi; Basidiomycota; Pucciniomycetes; Pucciniales; Pucciniaceae
Exons: 2
Coding region: 1-969 (322 amino acids)
Source: RefSeq, a predicted model, not a curated record
AUGGUUGCCAACCUGGUCCGGACUCCCUCGCGCUCGCUCCACGAAACCGUCACAUCCGGGAAAUCCCUGCUCACCGGAUCCCAGUGUAUCGUCACCCCGACCAGAGCACAUUCCCUCCAUAACCUCAUUGGUUAUAAUCCGCUCCUAGAAUCCAUCCCCAAUCCCACCUCCAAUCCACAGCCAUCUAUACUCCCAGAAGCAUCUGCUGAAAACAACAGCAAGAUACUCGGGAACCCCUCCGCAGAGCCAGCGAUGAACACCAUACAACAAUCUGAGGUUACCCGCGAGCCGGAAGCCGGGCGAGUACAACAUGCCCCUAUGACCAUGUCAAAUGAGGAGGAGGCGGCGGCGGCGGCGGCGGCGGGUGGGUCACCAAAGACGAAAAAGAAGCGGGAGAUUCGGUUCCGAAACACCCUAGAACUGAUUCCCGACGUGGUCUUUCCAGCCACUCCUCCAGGAGGGCCGAUGUUCUCGGUGCAGAAGGAUCAAUCCGCAGCUGCUCCAACCGAGUCUUCGGGCUACCAGCAGACGAGCCAUUCUGACCUGCACGCCAUGGAUCUGAUGGGCUCUGAUCACAAGAGACGCAAGCCGGCGAAGAAGAACCUCGGCCUGUUCAACCAUCUCCGUCGGCCUCGAACGGCCGAUCACUACGGCAACGACCCGUCCUUGGGAACCGGUCGGGGCCACCACCAAGAACCCGGCCGGAGGACUCUGCAACCCUUGAUCGGUUCCUCCUCGCUUCCUCACCCUGUCAUCCAGCCCAUGGCCGCCCUUCUUCCCGGCAAGACCCGUCAUAAUAACAACCAGCAACUCGCCUUCCCUGAUGAGGAUGGGGUCAACCUCUUGAGCAGGAAACUCGCACCCAAGAUUAAUCUCACCUUCGUCGACUUGGACCAUCACAUUGGAUCCAGAUUCUCGGUCAAUACUCUACUCAAGGAAGUCCAUAAAUCGGUUCCAGAGGUCAAGUGA